AAUUUGAAUGCAGAACACUUAGGAGAGCAAAUUGACCAAUGGGAGUGAGGUAAUCUCACCUUAUCCACACUCCCACCACAAUCUCGUCACACCCCUUCCACAUCCCACUUAAAUUCUUCCCCCCAAUCCACAAGAAACUCCAAGUACUACAAUUCCCCUCCACUUGAUUCCCAACAUUGAGAAAUUACAAACUUAAUUCAUUUUGGUCUCUCAAUUUCAGCUACUAUACCCAGAGACAGAAUGGCAGCCAUGAACUCAAAUGUGCUAGCUUCAAACUACGCAAUUUCUGGUGUUCUAUCAUCGGAGUUGAUUGGCAGCUCAAAGGUUUCCCCAGUGGCAUCAGUUAAGUUUCCUGUGAUCAAGGCCCAACAGGCUAGCUUUUCUGAUUCAAAACAAUCAAACAAGAUUACUUCUGGUGGUAGUGAUGGAAGAAGGGCUGCACUAUUCGGCCUCGCUGCUGCCGGCCUUUUCGCCGUGUCCUCCUCCUCCUCCGCCAACGCCAGUGUCUUCGAAGAGUACCUCGAAAAGAGCAAAGCUAACAAGGAGCUGAAUGAUAAGAAGAGGUUGGCGACAAGCGGCGCGAAUUUCGCACGGGCAAACACAGUGGAAUUCGGCUCGUGCAAGUUCCCGGAGAACUUCACCGGCUGCCAAGAUCUUGCCAAGCAAAAGAAAGUGGGGUUUCUUUCUGAGGAUAUAGAGUUGGAGUGCAAAGGGAGGGACAAGUACAAGUGUGGUUCCAAUGUGUUCUGGAAAUGGUGAAGAAGGGAUCAAUGUUCCCUUGGUCUUAUAUUCCCCUGGACUUUGUAGUAUUUAGUAUUCCGGUUCACGACUUCUGAAUCAAUUUGUCGCUGUGGUUUGUAUCAUGUUAAAUUGUUGUCUAUAUCUUUCUUCUUAAUUGUUGAUAUCGAGUUGGUCCGCUUUGAAAA
Messenger RNA from Rhododendron vialii, 926 nucleotides. RefSeq names its product photosystem I reaction center subunit N, chloroplastic. The transcript is spliced from 3 exons. Lineage: Eukaryota; Viridiplantae; Streptophyta; Magnoliopsida; Ericales; Ericaceae. Gene Ontology annotation, biological process: photosynthesis. Gene Ontology annotation, cellular component: chloroplast photosystem I. Bases 241 to 759 code for a protein of 172 amino acids. The record is from RefSeq and is a predicted model, not a curated record.